Toxorhynchites rutilus septentrionalis is the source of this 986-nucleotide messenger RNA. RefSeq lists its product as uncharacterized. The record is from RefSeq and is a predicted model, not a curated record. Lineage: Eukaryota; Metazoa; Arthropoda; Insecta; Diptera; Culicidae. The transcript is spliced from 3 exons. Bases 89 to 853 code for a protein of 254 amino acids.
CUCGGUAAGGCUCGUGAGCCCUGGUGUAUUGGAGAGUGAGUGUUUCCCACAGCUCGUCACCAAACUGAAACCGGAAUGGGAUCAAUUAAUGGGCAUAUUCGCUCGCUUCCAAUAUUUCGACCACUGGACCGAAGAACAGAGACGGGAAUGUUUCGCGAGGGCCAAGGUGAUCGAAUUUAGGCCGGAUCAAACCAUAUUUGUCGAGGGACGAUCUACGGUCAACUAUGUGCACCUUGUGCUCAGCGGACAGUGUGCGGUGUUACAGUGCCUGAAACUAAUCAAAGUUCUGGGCCGAUCGGGAAAAUAUCGGUAUAGCUUAGCUGAUGCGCGUCCAAUAGGGGACGAAAUCGCACAAUUCCACGGAAGGAAAUGCUCUAGCAUGGUUGAACUAGUACAAUCAACGAAACAAUCAAAUGGAACAACGCCUUUAUCUCCCGGAAGAACCACCCCCAACAAUGAUUGCACCCCAAUGGAUCCGUCCAUCAAUUACGAAUUCCAUUUCAUCGAUGUGGCGACCUAUUCGUGUGGGUCGGUUUUCGGCGUUGGCGAACACAUGGACGACCGGAUGGUGACCGCUCGGGAUCGAGUUCAAUGCCUCCUGAUACCGCGCUAUUGGCUGCUGCAAAAGCCGCAAAACGUCAACAAUGUGUGGAGUCGUAUACGGAUUUUUCUCGAGCAGCGCCAACCGUCGAGGAACAAACUAUUCAUUUGGUUUCUCGAUGAGCUUCGUUGGAAGAAAUAUCGACACCAGCUCAAAGAAGAUUGGGCUUCGGUGCAUGCCGCGAAGAAUCCCACGACAUUCUGCAAUGUUCCCGCGCUCUGUCGGAUACAACAAAGUGAUAUAUUUGCAUAGAAAUGUCAUGAUAAUUGUUAAAAUGAGGAGAAAUUAUGUACUGUAAUAGUCAAUACCACAACUAACAAAUAUGGAGCAGUGAUAUUCAAUUUUGUCAUUAUUGUGCAAACACAGAUAAAAAAAAAUAGACGUC